This is a messenger RNA of Alternaria arborescens, 4863 nucleotides long. RefSeq lists its product as hypothetical. The transcript is spliced from 5 exons. Bases 1 to 4863 code for a protein of 1620 amino acids. NCBI's taxonomy places the organism in Eukaryota, Fungi, Ascomycota, Dothideomycetes, Pleosporales, Pleosporaceae. The record is from RefSeq and is a predicted model, not a curated record.
AUGACAGCUCAAAUCUUGGCGGCUGAAUUAGGCAACCUUAUACAGGAUGCAAAGCGCAAGAACACAGAACUACGAAAUGCUGCAGAAGCAGCUUUGAAAGACUUGAAGUCUCUUUCUAAUACUUCUGAGGCUCAACUUUCGGCUGGUCAUGAUGUUCAGUUGAAGAUACUGCAGGCGUUGCCUUCACUGGUGCAGAACUACCCCGCGGAAAUACGGAGCGAGUCACUAUCCGCUGUCCUGCAAAUCUGUUCAAGUCUUCAGAAUGCGAAGAAUUUCGCCGUCAGCAACACGGCUGCAGCUACAUUGCAACAACUAGUCAUUGUUGUAUUCGACAGGGUUGCAUCAGAAGAUGAGAAGUCCCUAGAGAUCCCCACAGUGACCGAGGUGAAAGGCGACGAUGGCCAAGUAUCCGUCAGGCCGGCAGCGAACGAUGCCUACAAGAUGUUUACCGAUCUUAUUGCACUUGUUGUAGGAGAGAAACCCAUCUUCAUGCGAUUCGCUUCUCUGCCGCCAGCCUCAACACUGGAACUAAUCGAGGCCAUCUUAUCAAAUCACAAUAAGAUCAUGACGACCCAUCUUGAGCAGAUCUACAUCAUGCGAUCCCAGCUGAUGCCGCUGAUAAUUCGCUCGCUAUCUGACCGUCUGUCCUUCGCAGUAACUGUUCGUAUCAUCCGGAUACUACAUCUCAUCAUCCGAUAUCACCUUGACACGCUUCCCUCCGAAUGCGAGAUUGCGCUUGGUCUUCUGAACCACAUGCUCGAUCCCGAGGCUUCUCAGGCAUGGAAAAGAGCUCUUUGCCUCGAAGUGUUCCGCAGCAUCUACGCUGAUUCUAGACUUCUUCUAGCAAUUUAUGCGCUCUUCGAUGCGGAAAACGGAAAAAAGAACAUAUUCGGAGACAAUCUAGCUGCUUUCGUUCGUCUUGCGACCGAGAAACCAGCAAUCAUUGGCUUAGGCCAACACUCGACAGCUGCCGCUGGCUUUGAGGACAGUAGUGCCGCGGUGUCAGACCAAGCUGUUGCAGAAGCGGGUGCAUUGGCCGGCGUCAUAGGGGGCUCCGUGAGCGAUAGUAGCAACAAUGUUCGUCCUUCAGGUAUCAGCAUGCAGUGGAGCUCUCUCAAGACUCCUUGUAUCGAACAUCUCGACAAAACCGAGCCGCCUGCAUUACCCGAAACGUACAUAUAUAGUCUGGUGCUAACUUGCAUCACUAAUAUUUCCGAGAGCUUAGCGAAGUUUGUUCUUCCUCUGACCGUACAUCAUGAAAAUCGGAAUCGGAAGAAAAUCAAGGCCGAGGAGACGAACGAAAACGACACAGACGCAUCUCCAGAUCGAAACGUUCGAAGACUCUCGAGAACUCACUCUUUCCGCAAAAAGACUAUACCAGUCAACCCUCUUGACUUGACCGAUCACGCAGCGUACCCCUACGUGCAAAUCUCAACGAAAUUGGUCACUGAAUGCUGGCCUGCAGUCCUUGCAACCUGUUCAACAUUUCUCAAUGCGACGCUUGACGCAGACUAUUAUCGGGCUCUAGUCCGAGCCAUACAGAAAUUCACCCAGGUCGCUGGACUUCUUAGACUCUCAACACCGCGAGAUGCGUUUCUCACAACCAUGGGCAAGGCAGCAGUCCCGUCAAACUUGCUGUUAGCAAACGCUGCGUCACCUGUGGGUGAAAAGCCUGGUAUCUUCUCUAAUGCAAGAGGGAUGCUCAGCGUAGACAGCUUCGUGAGUCAAGCUUCCUCAAUGUCCACUGAUAAAAACCGGCGCCCUUCACACGAUGUGUCAGCACCUACACUGGGACCUCGCAAUCUAUUGUGUCUACGGGCUCUGCUCAAUUUGGCAAUCGCGUUGGGCCCGACGCUGCAAUCAGCCUGGUCCAUCGUCUUUGAGACGCUUCAAGUAGCCGAUCUAGUGCUAUCCUUGUCCAGCCAGACUAGCAGUCGUGCAUCUGUAUCUGGAAAUCGUAUGGAUAUGGAAACCAACACGGAGAAGAUGGAGGCAGAAACCUCAGCUGUGCAGAGCGCCGCUCGCAGACUUUUCGAGAGUACUGUGGACUUUCCUAACGAUUCCUUCUCUGAGGUGUUGCAAGCUCUUUGCUCACUUCUCAAUGGUGUAUCGCCCUCAGAGAGCGGGCAAAGAACACCAACCACUUCUGGUCGCCCCCAGGUUUUGCAUCAGCGGCGGCUUGGUAGCGUAUCUGGAAUAUCUCUUAACACGGAUGCAAACUCCCGCGAUUCGGCGUUCGCAUUGAACAAAAUCGGAGAGUUGGCCUCGCUAAACGAAAGCAGAUUGUCGCAAUAUGAUCCCGCAGAAAGUGGAUGGGAUAUCCUGAUUCGAGAAGUUGUGCGUUACUCUACCGACGGUCGAAAAGCCACAUCUACGAGGCUGCUGGCAGCCGAUAUUCUAGCUAGGACGGUCAGGGAGAUUGCUGAGCUUUCCAUGUCCGAUGAGCAGCGCGAAGAAAUCCAAGCUCGCAUACUUGCUGCAUUGCAAAAACAGAUUACUGACCUCCAUCACUAUGAUGGUAUCAGCAAAGACACGAUCACUGAUACGGACAUACGCGUUCACCAGAUAGCUCUUGACGCACUCAAAAACGUGAUUGAGCAAUGUGGAGAGUCGCUAGUUGCUGGCUGGACCUCUGUCAUCGAAAGCUUGAUGAGCGUCUUUACUCAUCAAGCAGCACCAGAACAGGGUGUUACAAAAGAUGUCGAUACCUCAGACCUCAGCAAAAGCACUAAUACCACUGUAGACGUUAUCUCAAGGUCUCUUGCUCGAUCCGCAUUUGCAACAGCCAACCUAGUUUGUUCGGAUUUCAUGACCGCUGUUCCGGAUGCUUGCCUCUCGACGCUCCUAGAACUCUUGCGCAGGUUCUGCUCCCAGAGAGAGGAUCUGAACAUGUCACUCACUGCGAUUACCUUCUUUUGGAACGUGUCCGAUUACUUGCAGUCACGGACCGACCUCUCUUUACUGACGGAAGUUGUUUCUCAAGCCAGUGACAAGGAGCAAGUUAAACGAGAUGUACACACGUGCCCACAGGAAGGAAAUACUGCAGCUUUAUGGCUUCAAGUUUUGCUAAAUCUCUCAUCCAUCACAACAGAUGAACGUAUGGAGGUGCGACAUUCUUCAAUACAAACGAUACAAAGGAUCUUUGAAAACUGUUCGGACCAACUUUCUUCGGAAGUGUGGUUACUAUGCCUUCGCACUAUAUUGUUCGGUAUGGUAGAGGCCAAUCUGGACAUCCAAAACGACAAUAGACAGCAACGACCACGCAAAGACGAUCUGAAAGAAUGGGAUGAGACUACGAAAGCCGUUCUCCAAACCGUUACCGUCCUCAACACGCUUUACAUGGAAAAGCUGGACAGGUCCCAGCUCGGUGACGCAUGGUCAGAGCUACUCGAACUCCUGAAACGCUACUUCGACUACCGCUCGCAUGCCUUAGGAGCUUCGGUAUUCCGUACAAUGACAGGUAUCCUAUCUCAGGCCGAAAAUGCCAAUGUGUUGGGCAUGGAUCCUCUUCUCAAAACUGCGGCAGUGUGGAGAAGCUACUUUCCCACUCCAGAUGCUUGGCAAGACACGCACGAAGAGGAUAACCAAGACGCAUUUGUAGCAUAUGCAGAGGCUUUCAAAGCAAUCUAUCGGCUCGCAGAUGGACUCCUUAUCAAAGAUUUGCCUUCUAUGCUCACGAGUCUCGAAGCCUGCGUUGUCAACUCAGACGAAGUCGCUUACUCGUCAGAUCUGGAUACUAUGACGACGCUUCAAAGUCAGAUCAUGGAAUGCUUGGCGACGGUCAAGACAGAAGGUACUGACAUUCCGUCGUAUCUAAUACGUUUGUUGGGCCGGUUUGUUGCGCUACCGUAUACCUCUUUGGCUGAGUCCCCGGAGAAGCGCGGGCCGACCUUUGUAGCGCUUUCAAAAGCAUCAAUGACGCUUCUGCAAGAUAUCGCCAUCAGACAUGUUGGGGUAAAAGAGAUGUAUACAAGCAACGCACUGUCAUUUGCUCUUACCUGCUUAGCACGGCCGAUAGAGGAAAAGUAUGUGUGGCAGCGAGAAGGCAGGGCACCGACUCUGUGGCAAAAGGCCACUACGACAUCUACAGCAAUACUUGAAUCAGUGUUGCCACAUAUUGAGUCUAGUAAAGAUAUUUGGACCACACUGGUCGACAUCGCGUACUGCAUUACGCGAGCGCAAUCAUUGCCUAGUGCUCAGGCUUCACUUGGGAAAGAUGAGCAGUUUGACAUACAAUCUUUCACUCAUUUUCGCAAUCUCAUCACGCUACCGCUCGGCUCGGCUUCGCUGCCAGAUAGUCUUCGACGUACAUACGCUCGCAAUCUCUUUUCCACAUCUUUGACCCAUAGCCCUCUACCUGGAGAACUGCCUGAGACCGCCACUUCGCCACUCGAAGAGCUCUACAAAAUACGCCUUGGACAGACUGCGGAGCUGGAUUACACAUGGCGACCAGACAUGAGCUAUGCCUGUCUCUCCGAGCUCUUUCGCCUUGUCUCCCUGCACGAUAGCAGUCCGGAAUGCAUCAAGCUAGCUCAAGCAGCGGCUCCAUAUCUCAUUCUAAGGUGCGCACUUCCGCUCAAGACGUAUAUCGCAGACCAGCCACUUCGCGGCCGCAUGCCUGCACCAGAAUCGCAAAGGCGUGAGCUGAUUUUUGUACUGGAACAACUGGAGAAAUUAAAGAGCGAGCCACAUGCGAUACUUGAUGCCCCGGGAGUCAAAUCCAAGCACCGAAAGCAUCUGCACAGGCUGUACCCAUUGCUUCUCAGAGCGACGAGGGUAGCUAGGCAGGAUGGUGAGGUAUUUGAGCACUUGGCAAAGCUGACUGAUUUGAUCGGUGAUGAAUUUGGGUUAGAUGAUGACUGA